Messenger RNA from Xenopus tropicalis (tropical clawed frog), 825 nucleotides. RefSeq names its product small nuclear ribonucleoprotein 13 (gene snu13). The record is from RefSeq and is marked provisional. NCBI's taxonomy places the organism in Eukaryota, Metazoa, Chordata, Amphibia, Anura, Pipidae.
CGGAGUUCCCAUUAGGUCCAUUCGAUCAUCCUCCGUGAGGCUUGCGGGCUGAGAGGAGAAGCUUUCAUCACCGAUCCACUGAACGGAUAAACACCAAGCGCUGCCAUGACUGAACCAGAAGUGAACCCUAAAGCCUACCCACUUGCAGAUGCCCAGCUCACAAAAACCCUUUUGGAUCUUGUUCAGCAAGCCGCUAAUUACAAGCAGCUUCGCAAGGGUGCUAAUGAAGCUACAAAAACCCUAAACAGAGGCAUAGCUGAGUUUAUAGUCAUGGCGGCUGAUGCAGAACCCUUGGAAAUUAUUCUACACCUCCCACUCCUGUGUGAAGACAAGAAUGUCCCCUAUGUGUUUGUGCGCUCCAAGCAAGCACUUGGAAGAGCUUGUGGAGUCUCUAGGCCAGUGAUUGCUUGUGCAGUCACCAUAAAGGAAGGUUCCCAGCUGAAGCCUCAAAUCCAGUCUCUUCAGCAGUCUAUUGAGAGGCUGCUGGUGUAAUUUGAUGGUUGUAUGUUCACCUUCCCUUUCAGAAGAGCUGUAAGGCGUUUCAUCACACUGUUUGAUUUAGUAGCUUUCGAAGAAAACCAGUGGUGAGUUUUGUAUCUUUGGCUGGAGCCAAGUUACAACAGCACAACUGAGUGAAGUCUUAUGAGUUAACACAUUUAACAGCAAUUGUAGCUGAGGACUAUAUUGAGCUGUCAUCAGUUUCUUUUUACUUUUUACAUUUGCAGUUGUUUUGAAUUGCUUUUGUGUCAAACAGGAUCUUGAAAGAUUUAUUUUCAUUACACUGACUUGUAUUGUAUGUAUUUUUAAUAAAAAUAUACAUGUGAA